GGGGUGGGGACAGCAGCUGGCACAAGGGUUCAUCCUGGUAGACAUGGGAACAUCUGAGCAGAUCCUGGAUGAGCCUAGAGGCAUGAGCUGGGGGCAUGGAGGUGACCAAAGGUGUUUCAGUGCCCGGGCAAAGCUUUGGAAAACCAGUUGUCCCAACAUCAGACAGAAGGGUUGGGAUAUGGUCCUCAGGGCAAUGACAUCUCUAGGUCUAGAAGGGCCCAGUGGCUCGGGGACAGGAUGGCCCUAGGUAUGUGUGCCUGGUCAGUCCUCUGUCACUGCCUUAUGUUUAGUCAGGAGACUCUGAUCUCAUUUACUCCGUCCUCUUCCUCCCUGUCCCUGAGACAGCCAGUAAUCCACCAGCAGGGACCCACGCCAGGUGUGCAGACCCUGCCUUAGUCUGCAGAAGCACCUGUUGGGAGUCAUCUUCGCACUCUGAGACCAAAGCACCAAGGGGCUUCCAAGGAGUGUCUGGGGGGCAUCAGCCAUUCCUCUGUGCCCUAAGGGUCCCAUUUUGCCCAGCCUCCCUGGAUCUCCGCUUUAGGGGUCCCUCCAGAAUAGAGGCUGAGGUACCUUCCUGAAGUGCCUCCCCAGACGGUUCCCAAAGAGACACAAUUUCACAUCUUCCCAGGCACUCUCAAGUGCCAAUUAGUAAGGGGGCAUGCUGACAGAUGGAUGUAAGGGGCCAGAACCUUUGGCACACUGGUACCAUACCCCGGUAGUCUCUCUUUGCCCACUGGCAAUGGGCAGGCUAGAGACAGGCCACCCCUAAAGUAGCUUCCAGCGUUCAUGUUCUGCUUCACUUUAUGACUGUCUAAAGUCCAAAAGGGCCACAGCCCCCCUUCCUGGAAAACUGUGUCUCAGUGGAACCCCAGCCCCAAUCCUCCUGCUGUCCCGCAAAGCCCCCCUCCCCGGGGUCAUAAAGGCCGCCUCCAGUCUGUUGCCACCCUCCAAAUCCAGGUGAACCUGGGGCGUCUGAAGGGCACAAGGCUGGGGACCCCAUCUGAGUUCCCCUGAGAUCUCCUUCCCACCAGACCCAUUUACAAACAACGCCCAGUGCAAGCCACUCAGGAAAACCACAGGGCGUUUUUUGUUAAGACUUCAUUAUAAUUUUAUCAAUCAAAUUCUUAGAAGAAGGAAAAAGUCUGCCCUCCCCACCCUCCCCCUCACUCGUCCCCCUCCCCCUCUUCACUCUCACUUUCUUCCAUUCAUAAUUUCCUAUGAUGCACCUCAAACAACUUCCUGGACUGGGGAUCCCGGCUAAAUAUAGCUGUUUCUGUCUUACAACACAGGCUCCAGUAUAUAAAUCAGGCAAAUUCCCCAUUUGAGCAUGAACUUCUGAAAACGGCCUGCAUCUAAGGUCUCCUCCAAGGCCCUCUGGAGUCCAGCCCAUAAUGAAGGUCUUGGCCGCAGGUAAAUCCACGCGCCCGGCGCCGGUUGCGAGUCUCGACUGCGGGCGCGCCGGCAGCCUGGGGCGCUGGGCGAGCACUCGCGGGACACUGGCCCGCCGCGCCACUCGGACACUUGGGGCGCCCGCGCAGUUCCGAGCCAGCCGGAGGCGCUGGGUGGCGGCCGGGAGCGAGCGCCGCACAUGGUCCGGGCACCGCGCGCCCAGCUAGCCGGGGCCAGCAGGUUGGCAGUGAGGGACCCGGCCGGCGCAGCCUUGCUCCAUCGCCUCCACUGCUCGCCCCACUGCUCUCCCGCGCUGCUCUUGUUUCUCCGCUGUCGCCCGGAUUCACCCUCCCUCUUUCUUUUUCUUUCUUUCUUUCCGCUUUCUCUUUUCCAACUGCGUCCCGGGCUGCUCCCUGGGAGGGGCGCAGGCGGCUGAGCAGCUUGCAAACUCCGGCCAGGACCGGCGCAGGUGCCGCUUCCGUCUGCUAGUCCCUGGAAAGCUGUGAUUGGCGCGAGGAGUUGUGCCCUUACUGCUGGUUCUGCACUGGAAACACGGGGCAGGGAGUCCGCUACCCAUCACCCCUGUUAAUGGCACCUGUGCUACACGCCACCCAUGCCACGGCAACCUCAUGAACCAGAUCAAGAACCAACUGGCACAGCUCAAUGGCAGUGCCAAUGCCCUCUUUAUUUCCUACUACACAGCCCAAGGGGAGCCGUUUCCCAACAACCUGGACAAGCUGUGUGGGCCCAACAUGACAGAUUUCCCGCCUUUCCAUGCUAAUGGGACUGAGAAGACCAAGUUGGUGGAGCUGUAUCGGAUGGUUGCAUAUCUGAGUGUCUUCCUGAGCAAUGUCACCCGGGAUCAGAGGGUCCUGAACCCCAAUGCCCAGAGCCUCCACAGCAAGCUCAAUGCUACUAUAGACAUCAUGCGUGGGCUCCUCAGCAAUGUGCUUUGCCGGCUGUGCAACAAGUACCACGUGGGCCAUGUGGAUGUGACCUAUGCCCCCGACACCACUAGCAAAGAUGCCUUCCAAAAGAAAAAGUUGGGCUGCCAGCUCCUGGGGACAUACAAGCAAGUCAUUAGCAUGGUGGCCCAAGCCUUCUAGACAGGAGGCCUUAAGUAUGGACUGAGAGAUUUCAGGAGCAGGAUCCAGAUGUGGGGGGGUGGGGACUCAAAGUGUGCUGGGGUUCAGGGCAUUGUUAAAUGCAAAGGGGGCUGCUGGCAGACCCCAGGGAUUUCCAGCCACUCAUUGCACUCUGGGCUGGGCUGUGAUGAAGUCCAGCAAAGCUGAAACUUCCAUAGGCAGGGCCUCCAGAUAGCCCAGCCCCAGCAGGAAGUGGCAUGGAGGAGGUUAAGUGUGGGUGAGAUUUCUGUCCCACUAACUUCCCUCGGCCUGUUGUUCACUAGGUGUGUGAACAAGAUGCACGUGUUGUCUAUAGCAGACAGCAAAGGUCUCCUGGUCCCCUGCAGAGUGACCACCAUCUGGGCCUUUGUUGUCCCUUUGAGAGACUUUGGAAGGCUGGUGGGAAUGUGGGCAGGCCAGAGGAUCCGGAAGGACUCCUUGUCUUUUUGAAGUUUUGUGGGCAGAAGGCGGAGAGGGUACCCUGUGAUGGGAUGUAUCUUCUCUUGAGUUUGAUUGGAGAGUUCAGGCUUAGGGACUGUCAUGUCAGGUGGAAGAUUCUGGAAGGUCACUGGCGGUCAGGCUCUUAGGGAUGACGAGAGGCCAUCUGCAGGUCUGGAAGUCCCUGGACGAGGACGAGGCCAUCAGAGCGCGAUGGACUCAUUUUCUCUGCAUUUUCCCCCACAACCUAGCACCGUUGGGGUCUCCCAGCUGGACCUAGAGGUGGGGUGUGCACAGGUGGGAAGAAGCAGGUUGCAAAGGCAGGGGAGGUGUUCAGCAGGUUCCCAGAGUCCUCCCAGGGACGCAGCUGUAACCCUAGGAGCCAGGGAGGGAGCAAGGCAGGCAUGGUGGGGUGCUAGCGAUGUGGGUUUCAUCUGCUUCUGUUGAUGCCAGAGAACAGGUAAUCCUAAACAGACAGAGAGGUAGCCUAGAGUAGAAGGUCACACUUGAGGCCCUGGAGGUCACACAAAGAUAUUUGAGGCGACCGGAGGCUGUCUUGGGUUCCUGGAGCUUGGAGAAGCAGAACUUGAGGUCAGGGUUUCAGGGAAGCUGGAGACCCCAGGGCGCUGUGUGUGACCCAGUGCUGCUUUCUAUUUAUUACUGUAUCCUAUUUAUGUUAACUUAUUGGUGCUUGAAAUGGCAAAGUUAAUUCCCUGAAACAGUAUGAGGCCCCUUACUUGGGAGCCAUGGUCAGGCCUCACCUUGUGGGUUUGGUCUGGGAGCUGAUGAUAUUACAGGGAGAAUAAGCCUCAUGGGUGAAGCGUAGAGAAGGGUCGAGAUCAGAGAGCUGGCUAGCUCCGCUGCCUCCCACUGUGACUCACUUUGAGGGUGUCAGGGACCUCCAGAAGCUGGGCCAGUUUGUGGAGUGGUUGAUUUUUUUUCCUCUUUCUGGUCUCCAGGGGGGCGGAGUUUGUGGUUGUUGUUGUUGUUUUGUCCCACGGUGCUCUCUGGCGCCCCCUGGAUUCCUGCUAUGUGGCGCACCAUUCUUGGGCAAAGCAGAUUCCUUGUUCCUCAAAGAGCAGCUGAAGAACACUGAGACAUCCUGACUGGGAACCCAGCAUGCUUCCACCCAGCAUGGAAGCUCCUCGGGUGGCCUGAACACCCACAGAAUGCAGGAAGUUGGGGCAGCGCAGGCCCUGAACUGGGCCUGAACGGCUGCCCAGUGCUCCGGAGAAGGGGAGAGCAAAGCCUGGGACACAGACCAGGAAGCUGCGGUCCUUGCUUCAUCGCUGCCUUCCCACUCCCGCCCAUGUCUGGGCUCCCAGGCAGGGAAUCCGAUCUGAUCUCUCCUUUGUGCUGGGGCCAGGCAAGCAGAGGAACGCCCUCGAUCUGGGAGCAGGGUAGGGAGGGAGGCAGCCAAGCUAGGGCAGUGGCUGAGUACAGCACUAGCUGCCUCUCAGCCUCAGAGCAGGGCGGCCCUUAGCAGUUCAGCUGCAGGAUUCUGCUCCAUGCAUAUUUGCACCUUCCUUUGUCAUCCUCUAAGCACUUUACCUGGACGGCAGGAGGAUGGCUCCUGAAGCUCUGGGUAGGACAGGCCGGCAACCACGGACUCACGUGCGGCAGAUGUGGCAGCGACACCGUGGGCCCGGCUCUUGCCGCUGCCUCAGGCCCAGCUCAGGACUGGCUGCACUUCUCCAGGCUGAGGGGCAGCUUGUCUCUACAGCGGGGGGCCUGCUGGGCUUUGCCAUCACUUCGCAUCCCCAUGGGCAUGGACUCCCUGGGCUCAGCCCACCUGGCAGCUCUGAAGCUCAGGGACCAAUGGACUCUGUGUGCACAGCCCCUGGCUCCAUAAUACAGCCACCACCUGCCUACAUCUGACUCCAGCAGUUCAGAGCCAUUUUGCACAGCGUCCCAGAAUCAUGGAGCCUUCAGGGGAAAGAAACCCUUUAGGGGCAGGCAGCUGUGCACCUUGAUCUCUUACACCUGCUAGCAUUGACUCCCAUCUGCCAUGGGGGGUGGGUAGUAUGCUGGGCCGGAGGAGGAGGGAUGGGGCAUUUCGCAAUUUGUCAAGAGAGAAGCAUAGGGUCCCUUAUUUAUUAUUUAAGACUUCAAACCCCGAAGCACUGAUAUUUCACUGGUCUCUCUUCCCUGUCCUUGAUCUUUGCACAAGUGACCCAGCUCUGCUUUGCUGGCUCUCUGGAGCAGACAUGGCACGUGGGCCGGGACCCCAGAGUCUUGCACGGGAGUGACUUAAGACGUGCAAUGGUCUGGCUGUCUGCAUUCGAAUGACCCCCAGCCCAAGCUCUCCUCUGCACUGCUGGUUCAGCCCAUGGGGCCUCAGCUGUUUCCCCUUUCCUUUUCAUUGGAAGGGAUUUGGCCUUGGGUGACAAAUUCCUCUUUGAUGAAUGUACCCUGUGGGAGUGUUUCAUACUGACAGAUUAUUUUUUAUUUAUUCAAUGUCGUAUUUAAAAUAUUUAUUUUUUAUACUGAAGGAGUACCUUUUUUUAAAAAGAAAAAAAUGAAUUAAUAAAGAACCCACUCUUGUCAA
Molecule: messenger RNA, 5499 nt
Organism: Alexandromys fortis (reed vole)
Lineage: Eukaryota; Metazoa; Chordata; Mammalia; Rodentia; Cricetidae
Gene: Lif
Product: LIF interleukin 6 family cytokine
Exons: 3
Coding region: 2019-2495 (158 amino acids)
Biological process (GO): immune response; regulation of cell differentiation; leukemia inhibitory factor signaling pathway
Cellular component (GO): extracellular region
Molecular function (GO): leukemia inhibitory factor receptor binding; cytokine activity; growth factor activity
Source: RefSeq, a predicted model, not a curated record